AUGAACAGGAAGGUUAAAGACGGCUGCAGUGAACAACAGGAACAGGAGCAGGAGCGGGAGCGGGCGAACGAGCCGGAGAUCGGGCAGGAGAGGGAUGGAGCGGAGACCGGGGAGGGGAAACCGGCACUAAGGCGGGCAAACGAACAGGCGAGGGCGGACUGGCAGCAGGGGAGCGGGGCCCAAAGAGCUGAGAGGGCAGAAUGGACUCUGCUUCAGGGGAAAGUGGGAAGCUUGGAAGAUGGUUUCCGGUUCUCUCUUGAAUAUAAAGGAAACAGCCGGAAGAACUGGGAGCUAACGGCUUUGGACUCAGUUACCCUGAAGAACUGCCAUGAAGGUCCUUUGACAGGCUCCAGGACAACGCUUGAGGGAACGUUCAGUUGCUGGAAUGGGGUAGCUAUUAAACUGAGGCAGCUCUGCGAUUUCACUGAGGACUGCAGCAAGGCAGAAGAUGAAGGAUCAGUGUGUAGUAACCUUCCAGCUGGCUCACACUGUUCGUUCGAAGAAGAUGAUUGUGGGUGGUUUUCAGUGACAUCCGAGAUGUAUGAACCAACGUGGACAGUGAAAGACGCACGAUCUUCCAGUGAAGAACCAGGGAGAAAAUCAUGUUAUUCCGAAGGCCAUUUUCUGUUCCUCGACACCAAAGAGAUUCAGACAACUGAUUUCAAUGAGUUGAGAAGUAUGAUUUUUCCAUCUCCCAUUAGGAAUUCUCCCUGUGAGGGAGUGUGCUUGUGGGAUAUUCAUCAAGAACUUAGGACAUUCCUUAGGAAGUACUGCUCAAACCAGAAAGAUUUGAGGUAA
Messenger RNA from Amblyraja radiata (thorny skate), 798 nucleotides. Its product is annotated as ALK tyrosine kinase receptor-like. The record is from RefSeq and is a predicted model, not a curated record. The transcript is spliced from 7 exons. Gene Ontology annotation, cellular component: membrane. Gene Ontology annotation, molecular function: protein binding. NCBI's taxonomy places the organism in Eukaryota, Metazoa, Chordata, Chondrichthyes, Rajiformes, Rajidae. The coding region runs from base 1 to 798 and encodes 265 amino acids.